CUCUGCGAGUCGUUCCACUUGCGACUCGGUCACAUAAAAUAUAUACUUUCCUUCUCCCCUUCUUUUUCUUCUUUAGUUAGAGUAAUAUUGCAGCCUCAGUCAUGGGCUGUUCUAAUUCCACCCAGGCGGGCGAGGAGCCCGACGCCGAACGAACCGUUAUCAAAUCUCUGGAUCACUAUCAAAUCGGCACGCCCUCAACAAACUCCACCCUUCUAUUACCGGAUGUCCUAACUCUCGAAACGACUACACAAGCGGGACCUCCCCUAGCGAAGGAUUCAGCAUUGGACAUGGAAUUUUCCCUAGACGUAUUUGCUGAGAACGAACGGGAAUUCGAUGUUACAAUGCUAGAAAUAGCAAGCGAAAUAUUCACAGAGCUAUAUGGAAACCCAGAUUUUGCUCCCGGCAUUUUUGCGGAGGAGGAAAAGGAGUUCGAUCUUGCGAUGAUGGACAUAGCUGACGAAAUAUUCACGGAGCAAUAUGGAAACCAAGAGAUUCCUGCAGCAGUCGAUACCCCAGUAAUCAUUCCCGAGGUGAAGGUGAAAAUUGAGGAUUGCUCCGUUUGUUACCAUCCUGUUUCCGAGACAGCCCUGUCUUCCCCGUGCAAAUCAUGUACUACUCGUACCUGCACAGUUUGCAUUCGGAAAAUGUUUAUCUCAGCUUGCAGCGACGAGUCUUGUAUGCCGCCACGUUGUUGCGGCCCUCUAAAUAUCGGUGCCGCUGUCUCGGUUCUUACUCCAGACGAAUUAGAGAUGUUCAAAAGCAAACAUGAGGAAUGGGCGACCGCCAACCGUGUCUAUUGCCCUGUCCCUAUAUGUUCUGCGUUUAUUCCCUACAGGCUUUUUCCUCCCGAUUACCGCCCUACUUCUACUUUUCCAAAGCCGAAAGCGAAAAGGGACGUCCCAGUGCCUCCCGGCCCAACACAACUGCAAACCCCACCUCCAACACCCCCAACCUCGACUUCACUGCCACCUCCGGAGCCCGCCUCAAUCCCGUGCCCUGGCUGUUCCAUUGAGAUAUGCUGCAAGUGCAAACAGCUUGCGCACCAAGGCGCGCUGUGUCCUGAAGGUGCAGGCGAGCUGGAUCCAGAACUAGCCGCGCUCUUGAAGAAAUGGAAAAUCAGAAGAUGUCCCAAAUGCCGUGGAGCAGUACGAUUAAUGUAUGGCUGCAGCCAUAUGGCUUGUAGAUGCGGUGAUCAAUGGUGCUGGCACUGUAGACAACCUAUUGAAGUGUGUCAGGCAUAUGGCUGCCCCGGCGAGAGUUCUGACGAAGAGGGCGAUUCGUACGAUUCUGAUUUGGGCGAAAGCGACAACGACAACGAGAAUGAAACUGGAAAUGAUGAAAGGAACAAUCAAAUUCCUCCAGAAGACCGAGACCUAGACAGCGGGACUAGAGAACGUUGGGAAGAUGGAGAAUUUUUCUUCGGCGAAGAGCCCGUUCCUCAAAAUUUUGACCCUUUUGACUGCUAUCACACCUGGAUGAAAGCCACCACUGAAGAUGUAAACCGGAGCCUGGAUUUUGCUUGUGAGAAAUGCUGGCGUCAUAUCUCUCCCAGGCCAUUUACAUAUCCCGAAGUGGUAGAACUAUUGGAGCAUGGAUUCAUCCCCGAAAAGUCGGUCGCAGAUGGUGGAAACCAGGAGAAGCUUAGCCUGAGGCUGUUUAUGUGCGCUCGAUGUUCCAUAAUGCUUUGUGAUGAUUGCCGGGACGAGGACACAGCGAUAAAAGUUGCUGGGAAGACGUGGGAAUGGGCCAAAGUAACAUGAAUUACUCAAUCUGGCGUUGAUGCUAUCACGACAAUUUUGGCGUUUUUGAUACGGUGGCUAUGCAAACAUUUCUGUUCUCCUUUUUCGUGGAUUUUUCUAACAUUUCGCGGAGGAGCGUUUUAUUUUUCUAUUUUUUUAUUUCUUUUAUUUUUUAUUUACUUUUUGGCAAUCUCCGUCGCGUUUUCUUACUCUACUUGUUCCAUCCUUUUUCCCUUUCUUGUUGAACUUCGCUAUGACGAGUAUCUUGUGUACUCACUCCGCUUAAACCCUCUCUCUUCAACCCAUCCUUUCUACCUUCCUUUUCACCUUUUUCUUCAUAUUCUGUCCAGUGGAUUUGCCACUGGGGACAACUAUAUAUCUGACAUUUAUAUUCUGGCAUUUUUACAUACCACCGUCAACCGUACAUAGAGAGGUGCAGUGGAUUUCAAUGAUAUAACUGGAAAUCACAGGCCAAAUGCUUUAUUGAUCAAAUGCUUUUCCUCAACCAAUAUCUAAAUGAACAAUAAGUUGAUGCUGUUGAACUAGGCAGGUUAAAUAUCUGAGCCGCCAAAGGGGGCAAGCUGGUGGGUACCUAGGUAAGCUCACAAAUAUCACGUGAAUUA
This is a messenger RNA of Blastomyces gilchristii SLH14081, 2362 nucleotides long. Its product is annotated as RING finger protein. The transcript has a single exon. The record is from RefSeq and is a predicted model, not a curated record. Gene Ontology annotation, cellular component: cytoplasm; ubiquitin ligase complex. Lineage: Eukaryota; Fungi; Ascomycota; Eurotiomycetes; Onygenales; Ajellomycetaceae. Gene Ontology annotation, molecular function: ubiquitin protein ligase activity; ubiquitin conjugating enzyme binding. The coding region runs from base 102 to 1760 and encodes 552 amino acids. Gene Ontology annotation, biological process: ubiquitin-dependent protein catabolic process; positive regulation of proteasomal ubiquitin-dependent protein catabolic process; protein polyubiquitination.